Messenger RNA from Aplosporella prunicola CBS 121167, 1330 nucleotides. RefSeq lists its product as uncharacterized. Lineage: Eukaryota; Fungi; Ascomycota; Dothideomycetes; Botryosphaeriales; Aplosporellaceae. The transcript is spliced from 2 exons. Gene Ontology annotation, cellular component: peroxisomal membrane. Gene Ontology annotation, biological process: protein import into peroxisome matrix. The record is from RefSeq and is a predicted model, not a curated record. Gene Ontology annotation, molecular function: zinc ion binding. Bases 35 to 1150 code for a protein of 371 amino acids.
ACCACACGCUUCUUGCCAGUCACCACGCGCCGAGAUGGCUUCCUCUUACCGAUAUCCGUUUGCCGCUGCACCAGACAUAAUUCGCUCGCACCAGAAAGAUGCCUACUUUGAGGGUGUCCUGCUGGAGCAGCUCUCAGCCAUCCUCCGCAAGCUCUACGGCGCCCGCUUCGCCCACACUUACACGACGGAAGCGCGCACCGUCGCCGACCUCCUAUACCUGGGCCUGACGACGUUCAUUGGCAACCGGACACUGGGAGAAGAGUACUGCGAUAUCGUGCAGGUGGAGGACGACACGCUGCGACUACCGACGAUCGCGCGCCGGAGCGGCUACAUCCUCACGAGCAUCCUGGUGCCAUACGGAUUGAACAAAGUACUGCCGGCGCUACGGCGCCGUGUACGCGCAAAGCUGGAAUCGAAUCUACGGCGGCGAGCGCGCAAGCAGCAGGCUCCGAGCAAAACACACCGGUUCCAAGCAUAUCUUCUGACCAACCUGGACACGAUCACGUCACCUGCGCCGCUCUACGCCGUGUCGCUCGCGACAUUCUACUUCAGCGGGGCGUACUACGAGCUCGGCAAGCGCGCAGCAGGGCUGCGCUACAUCUUCACGCGGCGGCCCGACCCGUCGGAGCAGCGCGUGGGGUACGAGGUGCUAGGCGUGCUGCUGGUGCUGCAGCUGGGCGUGCAGGCCUGGCUGCACGUCAACAGCACGGUGCGAGAUAGCGGCGCGGGGCACGGACACGCCGUGGUGGCGAAUGCGGGCAGCGCCAUGGGCGGCUCCGCCAUCCUACAGCAUGGCGUCGAGGUCAGCCUGAACGCCCAAGACUACGCCAGCAACAACGCGCUGCUGUUCGAUACGGCGGCGCCGGCUGUGGGGGAUGGUCAGAGCCAGCGCGUCGCUAGGACGACGCAUACGCCGUUGACGCGGGGACCGCGCUUCGAUCUCCGCGAGGAGGACGCCAUGGCGUGGAUGCCGGCUGCUCAGCAGCGCAAGUGCACGCUGUGUCUGGAGGAGAUGAAGGAUCCGAGUGUGACGACUUGUGGUCAUGUCUUUUGCUGGUCUUGCAUUGUGGACUGGUGUCGUGAGAAGCCGGAAUGUCCGCUUUGUCGCCAGAUGAGUCUUGUGCAGCACAUUUUACCGCUAAGGUGUUGAAAUAAGGUCUGAGAAGAGUAUGCAUUUAUGAGAUAUGAACUGAGUCGAAACAUGUAAGAUGGCUUCACACUGGGAGGCAUACUCAUACUUGAAGACGCAUUGCCUUAAUGUCCAGUUCGAGCCUGUCCGCAAAUCAUUCAAGAUGUAUAAGAUACCCCGUCCUUGAAUAGGUCCGAAAUG